Molecule: messenger RNA, 1812 nt
Organism: Cornus florida
Lineage: Eukaryota; Viridiplantae; Streptophyta; Magnoliopsida; Cornales; Cornaceae
Product: alcohol-forming fatty acyl-CoA reductase-like
Exons: 10
Coding region: 50-1600 (516 amino acids)
Biological process (GO): long-chain fatty-acyl-CoA metabolic process; suberin biosynthetic process
Cellular component (GO): intracellular membrane-bounded organelle
Molecular function (GO): alcohol-forming very long-chain fatty acyl-CoA reductase (NADP+) activity
Source: RefSeq, a predicted model, not a curated record
CAAACCAAACCAUACUCUCACCUUCCGUGUCCACUAUUUAUUUUCGCAUAUGUGCCAAGCCCUUUCUCUGUGGAUUUUACUUCAACUCUCUCUCCCCAUUGCCAAUUUGCCAUUCUUUUCUGCAAUGGAGUUGGGUAGUGUCAUUCAGUUUCUUGAAAACAAGAGCAUUUUAGUCACUGGUGGCACUGGCUUUCUAGCAAAGAUAUUUGUGGAGAAGAUACUUAGAGUUCAACCAAAUUUAAAGAAGCUAUAUCUUCUUGUAAGAGCAACAGAUGCCAAGGCAGCUUUGCAGCGCUUGCAUGAUGAGGUCAUUGCAAAGGACUUGUUUAGGGUUCUAAAAGAGAAGUGGGGAGCAAACCUAAAUUCUUUUAUUUCCAAAAAAGUUGUUCCGGUCGCUGGCGAUAUUACCUGCAGUGAGAACUUAGGAGUGGAGGACACUAAUUUGGUGGAAGAGAUGUGGAGAGAAGUAGAUGUUAUUGUUAAUUUAGCUGCGACAACCAACUUUGAUGAAAGAUAUGAUGUAUCUCUGGGUAUUAAUACAAUAGGAGCUAAGCAUGUUAUGAACUUUGCAAAGAAAUGUGUCAAAAUAAAGUUGCUUCUACAAGUAUCGACUGCUUAUGUUUCUGGCGAAAGGGAGGGUCUGAUAUUAGAGAACUCAUACUGCUUGGGCGAGACACUAAACGGCGUGUCUGGAUUAGACAUUGAUGCAGAAAAACAAGUGGUGGAGGAGAGAUUGAAUGAGCUCCGAGCAGAGAAAGCUCCAGAAAAAGCCAUUACAAGAGCAAUGAAAGAUUUAGGCUUUCAAAGGGCAAAUUUGUAUGGAUGGCCUAAUACCUACGUAUUUACAAAAGCAAUGGCAGAGAUGUUCCUAGGGCACUGGAAAGAAAAUUUACCACUAGUUGUCGUUCGCCCUACCAUCGUGACCAGUACUUACAAAGAGCCCUUCCCUGGUUGGGUUGAAGGUGUCAGAACGAUUGAUAGCUUAGUGCUUGGUUACGGUAAAGGAAGAAUCACAUGCUUUCUUGGGGAUCCUGAAUCAGUAGUAGAUGUGAUUCCCGCUGACAUGGUGGUUAAUUCUAUGAUCGUUGCCAUGGUGGGUUAUGCAAAUCAACCAUAUGAGAUCAUACACCAAGUGGGCUCAUCAGUAGCAAAUCCUAUGAAAUUAACAGGCCUUCAAGAUUACGCCUUCCGUUACUUCACCAAGAAUCCAUGGAUUGGUAAGGAUGGAAAGCCUGUCAUUGUAGGCAAGGUUACAGUGUUGAGCACCAUGGCUAGCUUCCACCGAUACGUGGCAAUUCAUUACUUGCUCCCAUUAAAGGGAUUAGAAUUAGUGAAUGCAGCAUUCUGCCAAUAUUUUCAGGGCAUAUACCUUGACCUUAAUCGAAAGAUCAACUUUGUCAUGCGGCUGAUAGAAAUUUAUAGACCCUACUUGUUCUUUAAGGGCGUCUUCGAUGACAUGAACACAGAAAAGUUGCGAAUGGCAGCAAGAGAGAGCUGCAUUGAGACAGAUUUGUUUUACUGCGACCCCAGAUGCAUCGAUUGGGAGGACUACUUCAUGAACACUCACAUUCCUGGCUUAGUAAGAUACGUAUUCAAGUGAUGAUCAUAACACGGAUCGGACCACUAAAAAUUUGAUAUAUAUAAGUUUCAAAAGUGUGUGAAAGUGAAAUAUAUAUGUUUAUUUUGAUUGUUCCUCUGUUCGAAAAAAUAAGGCAGAUUUUUUUUUUUUUUUUUCUGUAAUUAAAAUAAGCCAGAAAAUUCACCAUAUCUUAAUUAUGUUUGUUUAUACAAAUCUCUAUUUGUGUUACUAUU